Phaedon cochleariae (mustard beetle) is the source of this 2385-nucleotide messenger RNA. The record is from the annotation of a GenBank genome assembly. NCBI's taxonomy places the organism in Eukaryota, Metazoa, Arthropoda, Insecta, Coleoptera, Chrysomelidae.
UUCCAUUUGAAAAUUACAUGAAUUCUCUCAAAAGAAAAUUGCACUCUGCAAAUAAACCAUUACAGCAACUGCAUAGGAGAAUUCAGGAACAGGACCAUACUAAUUCUGAAUUCCAUAAUCAGAACCCAACUUCAAAACCAGAACCAAAGAAUUUAUAUAAUUCAGUUUAUAAUGCUCAAGGGAAACUGAUUUCAUUUGAUUGUGAACGGUUGCAAUUUGAUGAUACAUUCUUAACUAUAUUUGCACCAAACAACUGCAUUAUGUUGAAAUGCAAGAAAAUAUAUUUAUUAAAAUUCAUCAGAUGUAUUGAGGGUACAUAUGUAUUUGAGGGUGAGCCUUUCACAUACCAUGAUGAUUUAUAUACAUAUCCUCUAGACUCAAGAAAGUUAGGAAUAUUUUAUGUAAAAAAAGUGAAUGAAUCUAAGGCAACAACAUUUAAUAUAUGUGACAUUUCACACAAAUGCAUGACUAUGCCAUAUAAAGAAGGUUUUGCAGCCUUUCCUCUAUACCACUAUAAAUUCUCUGAUUUUCACCAGUAAAAUCAUGUUCGCCGUUGUGGAAUUUUUGAAAUCUGACAUGGAGUCGACUGGAGAAAUUUCUGUUGUGCCAUUGAUGUGGUUACACAAGAACCAAACCAAAUGUUAUUGGCCAAACCGCACCAAUAAAAUUCCAUUCCAAAAAUUUGUUGAGAGCCUCACCCCAUUCAAAAAGACCUGGCCUACUUAUAGGGUGAAAUGUCAUUUCACCUGUGCAACAUAUGAACAAGCAGAUAACAAUUUGAAAAACAUUUUGACAGACAACUAUGAAUCUGCUGAUUCUAAUAUAUCAUUAUGCCAAAAAAGCAUCCUUAAUGAGUCUGAUGAAUCACUCUGCUCUAGGAGUCUAUCCCCAAAUAUCCUUUCCACACCAGAAGUAUCUAAAAAUAUUCCUGAUGUGACUAAUUCACCCUCAACAUUCAUUUGUGAAGAUGAAGGUGCCAAGAGAAUGCGGCUGGAUGACGAUGAAAUUAAUAUUCCAUUGUCUCAGUUGUCACAUUCCUCACAGCAUAAUAUUAUUUCUGAUGGAGAAAUGUCUUCAAGGCCCUCUUCCAUUGUUUCUUGCAGCUCCAGAGCUAGAAGUAGUAUUAUUCCUCUGGCAAAAAACACAGAAUUCGAGAAUGUUGUUCUACAAACAUUGAGCCAAAUUUCUGCCAGUGUUUCCCAACAUUCAAUUCUGCUGGCUGAAAUAAAUAGACGCACUAGUAUGACUGGAGCUGAAAACCUAGUGCCACCUGUUGACUUACCAGAUUUUCCAUUCACAAUCCUGCUGAACUUUCAGGAAUUUGACUUGAAACUCAGGGAUGAUCAAGCAUUAUGGACAUACAUGGUAAGAAAAUUAGCCACUCUUGGUGGGUCUGGCACAGAAAGCCAUACAAGAAGAAUGCUGAAAUAUCUUCUGUCUGAUGAAGUAGCAAGAAACUUCAACUGGAAGGGAAGAGAAAAAAUAUCUUUUGAGAAGCUCAAAACAAAACAGCUGAUAUUAGAUGCUGUGAAGUAUGCUUUUCCCUCAAGAGAAAUAGAUGAGUACAAAUUAUGUAAUGUCAUAAAAGAAUGGCUCAAAUUUGCUUCCACAAGGUUGAUCAAAGGAAAAAAAUCUAUUCCAACAAACACGUAGAUAAUUUCUGAAAUGUUUUUUUAACGAACAAGAAUUUGAAUUUUAGUUAUUUCUGUGAUAUGGUGCCAAAUCAUUCUUUAUGGAAGAAAAUAUAUUCCAACAAAUAAUUAGGUGAAAUUUCAUGCAUAACCAUAUGAUUUUAUUGUUUUUUUUUUGGAUUUGGUGUCAAUCAUUUCUUAAUCACAUAUUUUGUUUAUUGCAGAACUUAAUUGCUUCUAAUGUGUUUUCGGAAUGGAUUUUUUUUUGGAAUGGAUAUUUAGGUUAUAAACAUGUUUAAAAUUGACUUAUGCUUGAAUAUGAAACAUUAUUUCAUAAACAUAUGUCCCCUUUUUCAACUAACGUCUAUUUAAUGCCAGUGAUUUCAGAGACAAACAAGAAGCUCAGAGAAUUGGUUGUUACAAAUUCAAAUAUAUACAUGGGGAUCUUGGAAAAUAUAUGGGUGUUGCAGAUGAAUAUUUGAAAAAAUUCGUCAUUCAAUCAGCAUGGUAGAGAUUUUGUUGUUUUCAAUGUACGGGGUGUCCCAAAUUCGAGGAGUAUCAUUGGGAUCUCAGUAAUAAUAACAGACACAAAGUCGGUUAAAUACGGGGAGAGUUGCGCAAUUUGAUGCUGAUCAAAACGCCGCCUCAAAAGUAUGGAAAUUCCGAAUACUUCCGAAGAUAUUUGAAAAAAAAACAAAUAUUCGCGAUUUCGUUUAUAUUUUUUUGACUUUAUUCGGAGUGAUAUGACAAAAUA